Messenger RNA from Naegleria fowleri, 825 nucleotides. RefSeq lists its product as uncharacterized. NCBI's taxonomy places the organism in Eukaryota, Heterolobosea, Eutetramitea, Acrasida, Naegleriidae. Bases 1 to 825 code for a protein of 274 amino acids. Gene Ontology annotation, molecular function: peptidyl-tRNA hydrolase activity. The transcript has a single exon. The record is from RefSeq and is a predicted model, not a curated record.
AUGUCUUCGUCUGCGGCCUCUCGUUUGUUGCUAGUGGGACUUGGCAAUCCUGGAGAAAAAUAUAAACUCACUCGACACAAUAUCGGAUUCAUGAUUAUUAAUGAAUUUUGCAAGAGAUACGGUUUUUCGGAGUGGAGAGAAUCUCCAAAAUAUAAUUCAAUGAUUUGCGUGAAGGAGCAGGCCACAUUUUGGACACAUCAUGAAUUGAAGAAGAGUUUUGUGGAGAAGGAAAUUCAAAGGCUGAAGAGUAAAUGGUUGCAUGAGCGAAGAAGAGAAUAUUCGGGAAAAGAUUUUAAGGAAGACGUUGUCAUGAUGGAUUGCCCGAAUUUUUCAUCAGCAGAUAUUGACAUUCAACAAAUUGAGGAACGUGUGAAAAAUAUCAUUGCAUAUCCUCAGACUGAUGUACAUUGUAUGAAGCCUCUCUCUUUUAUGAAUUUGAGUGGAAUUCCUGUCAAGAAGUAUUUCGACAUGAAUGGAAUGAAAUUGAACCAUUUGGAUGACACCAAUCGAAUUUUGGUUAUUACAGACGAUGUGUCACAACCAUUCGGGACUUUUAAAUUGAAAGCAAAAGGAGCUCACGGCGGUCAUAAUGGUUUGCGAGACAUUGAGGCCAAAUUAGGAACAGACAAGUAUCACAGAUUAAAAGUUGGAAUUGCUCCCACGAAAAAUCCAGACAUGGCCAAACAACCAGGUCAAGAUUUAGCCGAAUACGUUCUCUCCAAUUUUGCACAUGAAGAGCAACGGCAAUUACCCAACCUUAUUUCUAGAGGUGUAGAAAUUUUGAAGGAUUACAUUUCAUUUGAAUUUAAAUAUGUGAAAACGUAA